Molecule: messenger RNA, 1110 nt
Organism: Callorhinchus milii (elephant shark)
Lineage: Eukaryota; Metazoa; Chordata; Chondrichthyes; Chimaeriformes; Callorhinchidae
Product: hatching enzyme 1.2-like
Exons: 9
Coding region: 1-1110 (369 amino acids)
Biological process (GO): proteolysis
Molecular function (GO): metalloendopeptidase activity; zinc ion binding
Source: RefSeq, a predicted model, not a curated record
AUGGGCCGGAAGUGGCCUGCGGGGCCGUCAAGAAGCAGCCCCCCCACACCCCCCCUCCCUCCCACCGAACAUUCGCACAAGUCUAGAAACAAUCACCAUGCUUAUGUUCCACAUCUUGCCAUCCUGUUAGAAACUGAAGAGCUGAGGAUCAAGCUGGACGCUAAGGUUGUGCACUGGUUUCUAAAUAGAAGUGUUGGUGACCAAAUCAUUCAAUUUGGAGAUAUUGCAGUUAGUACUUCCAAAAAUGCAAGAAUGUGUAACAAAUGCUAUUGGGAUCGUUCAAGUGAUGGGAAGGUUUACGUACCAUAUAUAUUCAGCAGUGACUUUAGCGAGAAAAACAGAAUUAAAAUCCAUUCUGCAAUGAUGGAGUACAGCAUUUUAACAUGCAUAAAGUUUGUACAUAGAACAAACGAAGCUGCCUAUAUUGAACUUAUUUCAAAAUCAGGCUGUUGGUCCUCUGUAGGACGUACAGGUCAAAAACAGGGUUUAUCACUGCAAAUUCCCGGUUGUAUACAUGAAGGUGUAAUAGAACAUGAAUUGAUGCAUGCACUAGGUUUGAAUCACGAACAGUCCCGAAGUGACCGUGAUGGCUAUGUACGGAUCUUGUUGGAGAACAUUGUGCCUGGUAAUGAGCAUAAUUUUGUUAAAAUGAAGACGAAUAACAUGGGGACACCAUAUGAUUACGGUUCCAUUAUGCAUUAUGGCAAAUAUUCUUUUUCUAAAGGUGGAGGACCUACAAUUGAACCCAAACCAGAUCCCAGAGUGAAUAUUGGACAACGUGAUGGUUUUUCCCCUUUGGAUGUUCUAAAAAUUAACAAAUUGAAUGGCUGCCGUAAGUGUAAUUUGUUUUCUAUUUGUGGAGCCCUAAUGAUAGACCCAAGUGGAAGUUUCACCUCUCCAAACUUCCCCGAAUCGUAUCCUAACAAAGCUGAGUGCAAUUGGUUAAUUAGGUCAAAACACCGUCAAAAGGUGCCAGAUAUCAUGAAACAGAUGCAAAAUGUUCUACAGGGGGAAGGGGGAUAUCCAGAAGUCAUGGUCCAUAUUGAGCUUCAAGUUCCUGGACCAUUGGGACCAGUUCUGGGGCAGGUUGGACCUGUAGAACGUGGAUGA